This is a messenger RNA of Habropoda laboriosa, 1200 nucleotides long. Its product is annotated as ketohexokinase-like. The record is from RefSeq and is a predicted model, not a curated record. Gene Ontology annotation, biological process: fructose metabolic process. The transcript has 3 exons. Bases 46 to 1200 code for a protein of 384 amino acids. Gene Ontology annotation, molecular function: ketohexokinase activity. NCBI's taxonomy places the organism in Eukaryota, Metazoa, Arthropoda, Insecta, Hymenoptera, Apidae.
UGAGAGAAACGUAAUGUAAGUUGUGCGCUCGUAUUAUUAAGUGACAUGAUUUCAAGUUUUUACGAAAAAAUUCUUGGUACGUCUUCUAUAGCGGAGUCGAACCAACAAAAAAUUCUUUGCGUUGGAUUAACUUGUUUAGAUAUUGUACAGACAUGCAAGCAAUACCCUGCGGAAGAUUCUGAUCAGAGAUCUGUAGAAUACAGAUGGCAAAGAGGAGGCAAUGCAUCUAACACUUGCACAGUUCUUUCCCAAUUAGGAAGUUCAUGUGAAUUUUUUGGAACUUUAAGUGCAGAAGAACAUUUAAAUUUCUUGCGAAAUGAUAUGCAAAAGAACAAUAUUGAUUUUUCCCAUUGUCCUAUGGUAGAAAACAUUGGGUGUCCAACUUCUACUGUUAUCUUAAGUCUAAGUUCUGGUUCUCGUACCAUUUUACAUCAUAACCCAAAUCUACCAGAAUUAACAUUGAAGAAUUUUGAACAGUUACAUCUAGGAAAUUAUAGCUGGAUUCAUUUUGAAGGCAGAAAUUUGUCUGAAGUAUUAUCUAUGAUGCAAUGCGUAGAAAAUUUUAACAGUAUGUUACAUCAUAAUCAAGAUACUGAUAGCAAAGAAAUGGACAUAAGUGAAGUGCCAAUUACUAUUAGUGUAGAAUUAGAACGACCAAAACAGGAAUUGUUGGAUUUACUACCCUAUGUAGAUGUAGCAUUUAUAUCUAAGGAUUUUGCUCAAAGUAGAGGAUAUGAUAAUAUGAGUGAAACAUUAAAAAAUAUUAGCGAAGAUGCCAAAUCUGGGGCAACCCUUAUAUGUGCUUGGGCUGACAGAGGUGCUAUGGCACGAACUCCAGAUAAUAUUACAGUACAAUCUCCUGCAUUUCCGCCACAAAAGGUUGUGGAUACGUUAGGAGCUGGGGAUACUUUCAAUGCUGCAGUAUUGCAUUUUUUAAAUGAAGCAAAAUUGGAAUUUGUUAAGUCAAGGAAGUUAGGAAAUAAUGAAAUGAAUAGUACCUUACAGAAAAAUGUAGAAUUUAAACAUAAUAUUAAAAAGAAUUAUAAUAUUGAAAGCUUAGAAUGUAGUCAUGCAGAAUUUAUUACUCAAACUGUGCUGCAGGAAGCUAUGACUUUUGGCUGCCAAGUAGCUGGUGCUAAAGUUGGUUUAACAGGGUAUAAUAAGUUGGGUGAAAUUUUUAAGAAUGCACUAAAAAGUUAA